CAAUCAUAGGCAUUCUGUCCGACACCCCACCCCCCGGGUCCCGAGGCCACUUUGCCUAUAUUACUUAAUGCCCGGCUUGUUCUUCCCCCCCAUGUUCGUGUUUGAUCCCCACCUUUCCAUCUGGAACCCCCCACGGGUUUGGCAAAGUUCCUGUGGUUUAUCUAUUUGCAUUGCGUCGUUGCCAUUACCUUCAUCUCUCCUAUCCUUCUCGCCAUUUUUGCCUCCCAUAACACUAUAGAUGGAUAACAGCCCUGGCGCCACACGCCGGGAUUCCGAGGGCCAUGGCCUUCGCUUCCUCAACGAAGAGUGGAACGAGAGUAUCUCCAACGGCGAGCUCUUUACGCUUGUGUGGAAUGAAACGAUCGAGGGUUCAGAUGCCCAACUGGGUGUCUUCCGGAUUACAUACCCCCGAGAUGGAGUCAAAGAAUACGAGUUGGUGACGAAUCUGACAGAGUUCAUGGAGUCGACGACUUGCGAAUGGACGCCUGAUGAAUUAAACGAUGACCUCUAUGCCAUGUGGCUGACAACGGUCAGCAAUGGGAAUCAGAGCUGGACCAUUUCACCCCCCUGGAAGUUAAGAAACUAUAGAGGCCGAAGACUCCAUUGGGCUGCUCCCGUUGGCAUCCCUAUUGUAGUCAUCCUCGGCCUCUAUGCUCUCUGUUUGGUGGGCUGUCUCUGGUACAGGCGUCGGAAGCGCUUGAAGCGUGAACGGGAUGCCGCUGACGGCGACGACCACACCAACGAGGCCACCGAUACCGAGGACGCUGCAGGCCGGCACCCCUCUGUCAGUUCCGUCGAGACGGCUCAGACAUUUGAUGAGCCCGACUUCAAGAAACCUGACACCGUGGUGGUCGUCUCUCAUGAAUACCUCGAUUUGCCGACUCCAGAACGGGAGCAACUACGAGACUCCCAGCGAGGUACCUGGAUUGAGACUGUGCACUUUGAUGGCAUCAGAUUUGAUCGAGGUCGACGAAGAAGCAAUGACAGUGUGGACGAUGAGGAGCGUCAAGGUCCACCGCGAAGGCCCGGGGAGUUGUACGUGGCGCCUGGUACGGCAAUAUGAUGGAUAGUCUUUGAUCCAUUUCAACAUGAAUUCAAACACAUAGCGAAAGAACGAGACGCAUGAGAACGACGACAAUGAUUAAGAUGCUCACAUAGGAUCAACAGGGGCUGGGUUGGCGGAGUAAGAAUUGGGGCUUGAAAACGAAAUAUUGGAGCAUCGGAAGCUGUAAUCCGGUUCAUAAACAAUACCGUCUUUAGCUUGAGUAUGUUUUUGAAGUGGGAACUAUUAACCUCACCGACAGACUCCGUUACGGCAGUGAAUAUUAUAUUUUGAAAAUACUAAA
Molecule: messenger RNA, 1346 nt
Organism: Ilyonectria robusta
Lineage: Eukaryota; Fungi; Ascomycota; Sordariomycetes; Hypocreales; Nectriaceae
Exons: 3
Coding region: 239-1063 (274 amino acids)
Source: RefSeq, a predicted model, not a curated record